Molecule: messenger RNA, 1263 nt
Organism: Micropterus salmoides (largemouth bass)
Lineage: Eukaryota; Metazoa; Chordata; Actinopteri; Centrarchiformes; Centrarchidae
Exons: 6
Coding region: 2-760 (252 amino acids)
Source: RefSeq, a predicted model, not a curated record
UAUGCCCACUUCCCAUGUUGUCAACUAUUUAGACAGUCUCAUGCAAGGAAUUAUGAGAUCAUUCACAAGCUGUCAAGCUACAGACAUGGACCAGUUGUUUGUUUGGAUUUCUCUCCUGCUCACAUACAUGCCAGUAACACAGGGCAUGGAAGCAGCCGAGAGCAGCGAGGUGAUCUUUCGGAAAACAGGACAAAACGCUGUUCUCCCAUGUACGGCUAGUACACGGUGUUCGCCCAAAGAUGUGAAUUAUGAGUGGUUUUCUUUCAAACAACACUCCCAUGUUCGUCUAAACCUGAAUGAUAUUCAACACAAGUACAGCCUGGAUGGAUCAUCGUUGCACAUUAAGUCACUACAUACUAAUGACAGCGCGAUCUACUACUGUGCUGCGUCGUGUGGAGGACAAGCGCCCGGCAGAGAGCAUGUAGGGUCGGGUACAAUUCUCAGAGUGAGGGAACACGUUAAAAUAAUGGUGAGACGCAUUCUUCUGUGGUUAUCAUUUGUCCUCUUGGCCAUCUACAGCUCGGUAUUAGUGACGCUUCUUCUAAAGAAGUAUGGCUGCAAGACUGUCUGCAGGAGGAAGCGCAAAACUGUCAAGAAUAACUCAACAAAAAAAACACAAUUCCGUGAUGUGUUGCAAGAACUGUACAGCAGAAGGAACUUGGAGAGAAGCAAACAAACUGCGAACAGAAAGCGAUCUCAAGCUGAGGCUCCUAGCACUGAGUCCAACAGCCAAACUGAUGACGUCUAUCAAAAUGUCUAAGUCCUUACUUCAAGGACAUUAAAUGGCAGAUUUCGACCUCCAUCCUGACUGGGAGGAAAUUCCAAAGCGCUGAAACACCUGCUGGACGGUGCAGUUAUGUGACAGAGGAAAUGAGCAGCCCUAACCAAGCUGCAUGUUGCAGCACAACAAAAGGUCCUGAGUCACUGUUCCUUUUCUUUCAGUUUCAGCAGCAGUAGAGAGACUCUCCUGUGACAUUUGACGUUAAUCUAAACGUUCUGUUGAUUGGAGCAACUUUUUUAUUCUUCAGUGUUCAGAAAUGUAGCUGAGUCACAUGGUCUUCAAUUUCAUUUCCUCCAUAUAUUUAGAAUAGUUUGACAGAAGACAGUGAAACAUAGCACUCGUAAUGUACAUUUUCAGUUCACUAAUGAAAGUGGAAAUUGAAGAAGCACGUAGGCAGCAGGGUUAAUAAAGCUCUUAGAAAACUGCGCCAACUCUCUUGAGAAGACUCCAGGUGAUAUUUUAAUAGGAUAUCAGUAUUUUAU